Molecule: messenger RNA, 522 nt
Organism: Ostertagia ostertagi
Lineage: Eukaryota; Metazoa; Nematoda; Chromadorea; Rhabditida; Trichostrongylidae
Source: the annotation of a GenBank genome assembly
AUGCAUCGCCUUCCCUUGGCGACAUGUCUUCUCCUAUGCCUACUGAGUCUACUAUGCCGAGCGGACUACACGACCUGGGGCUGGUUUAGGACCACUACGGAAUCAACAUCUACAGCUUCAACGACCUGGAACUGGUUUACGGGGACCACUGCGGAACCAGCAUCUACAGCUUCAGCUACUUCGACAAUAUCGCCAUGGCCGACUAGGUAUUCAACCACAGGAGAAUCGACACCUUCGACAGUACCACCAUCACAACUUGUCGACCAGUGCAAGUGUACUGAUAAAAACAUCUGGCUUGAUAUCUAUUUCUUGAUGGAUGCAUCGUACGCCAUGACCAGCCCUGGAUUCGAUGGUGCUACAGCGUUCAUCCAAUCUGCGCUAUCCAAAAUGACUCUAGGACAGGAUUAUGCUCAGCAAACCCGUGCGGGUGGAAUUCAAUUAGCUAUUGAAAGUUUCAACAGUGAAGAACAUAGACCGAAUGCGCAGAAGGUCAUCGUUGUUGUGGCAUCCGCUUACGAGUGA